ACUUCAUUAGCACAAACUCACCUGCAGAUCGAGACGAGGAAGACAAUCUCUCUCUCUCCCGAGGGGGGGCCACGGGAAAACCCUCGAAGAUGAGCGAUGGAAAAGAGAGUAAGGCCACCACCACCAGCAGCGAGCCCAACGGAUCAUCGUCGUCAAGCGCCGGGAGCGGCGGCGGCGGCGGCGGAGGCCCGUGCGGCGCUUGCAAGUUCCUGCGGCGGAAGUGCGUGAAGGGGUGCGUGUUCGCGCCCUACUUCGACGCCGACCAGGGCCCCGCCCAGUUCGCCGCCGUGCACCGGGUGUUCGGGGCCAGCAACGCCUCCAAGCUCCUCCUCCGCGUCCCCGCCCACCGCCGCCCCGACGCCGUCGUCACCCUCUGCUACGAGGCCCUGGCCCGGGCCCGCGACCCCGUCUACGGCUGCGUCGGCCACAUCUUCGCCCUCCAACAACAGGUGAUGAAUUUGCAAGCCGAGCUGGCCUCCGUUCAAGCCCGUCUUGCAGCGCUGCAGCACUUCCCUAUGCAGCUGCUGCCUCCGCGAAGCUCGCCACCAUCCGAUCUCCAGUCUUCCUCCGACACGGCAUUGCUCUCGGAAAUGGCGCCCAACCCUACUUUGCCAAACAUGUACUUCGACUCCUUUCAGCUUCACACUGGUGAGUCAGCCAGCCUACAGAACUUUUGCAUGAAUCCGGCCGAAGAACGGGAGCUCAACGAUGCCCAACUGCAUUCCCUGGCUAAGGUUUUCAUCUCUUCGUCCCGACACUUGCUUCCUCCCGGGAGACUUGAUGGAUCAAGUCCGCCCAAGAAUUUAUAGGAUGUUUAGCAUAGUAGAUUGGGUGCAAUCUCACCAUUUCCGGUACCUCCAUCUUUUGCCAGAUUGAAAGGUGCAAUCUGUGUGUCCAUCAUAACAAAUUUUCUAACCCUUGCGAAAAAGAAA
Molecule: messenger RNA, 932 nt
Organism: Rhodamnia argentea
Lineage: Eukaryota; Viridiplantae; Streptophyta; Magnoliopsida; Myrtales; Myrtaceae
Product: LOB domain-containing protein 19
Biological process (GO): hormone-mediated signaling pathway; positive regulation of DNA-templated transcription
Cellular component (GO): nucleus
Source: RefSeq, a predicted model, not a curated record